Molecule: messenger RNA, 1605 nt
Organism: Schizosaccharomyces cryophilus OY26
Lineage: Eukaryota; Fungi; Ascomycota; Schizosaccharomycetes; Schizosaccharomycetales; Schizosaccharomycetaceae
Exons: 1
Coding region: 81-926 (281 amino acids)
Source: RefSeq, a predicted model, not a curated record
CUGGACCUUAUAAUUCAUCAAAUGAGGAAUUGACAGAUGGUGAGUUCUAUCUGCCGUAAAAUUCUUUGGAUAUAAAUAUUAUGAAAAGAAGCAUUAAUGAAGUAUACAGAUACCUGAAAACGAAAAAAUGCACCCAUGGUACUGCAAUUCAGUUCAUUGAUGGGAUUUUACCAGUGAUUCUUGGGAUCAAAACGAGUUAUUUGGUGGAUUGUAUCAUUUUAGAUCAGUUGUUUAUUCAAUCUUUUCUUGAUUUUUUAAGUUAUCCUAGUGUUCGAGCUAUAUAUUUCUCAGAGCCUAUAAAUCAAACGUUCUUUAUAAACAUAGGCUGUUGGAAAGAAUACGUGAAAAGAAGAGAGUUAUGGCCUAUUGUCGUUAAUUUGCCCCAUAAAGUUCGAAAUGAGCAACUGGAACAACAUUUAACUUUGUAUGCUGAUACAUUGCUACACCUGAAGACAAAUCAGAACAUGAUUACAGUCCAAGUCCCUGAUUUUACAUGGAAUUUUAAAAACCCUCCAGUAGACUCAAACCUGGAAGAGGUAUGCUCAAUUACUGCAUUAACGGGAUGCUUAUUAAAUUAUGCGGCGACAUAUCACUUUCUUUCUAACCAUGAAUCCCAUGAAAAUGGGCUUUCAAAAGAGCCAUUAAAUAUUUAUAGGAUAGUAGCCGUUUUUGACAAGUGCAAUAUCUACUUAGCACCGUUUCUUCAGUUUUCAUGUCCCAUUAAAUUUGAGCAACAAACAGCAAUGAUUGUUGAGCAACUAACAUGUACUUAUCAAAAAAGAUGGAAUCGUUUAACAGUUAAAGAAAAAAGCAUCUGGAAAGAAUGGAUCAAGUUUCGAUUUCCGAAACAUGCUUUAGGAAAUGUUGAGAAUAUUUCAUGGAAAACACAUGUCGAGAUUCACACAGAGCCUUCUGUUGUACUUUAAACGUUUUACUAAGCUUUUCUUUUUAAUGCAUUUCAGAAGCCUUGAGUAUCAUGCCGUGAUUCAUCAUUGUCCAAUGUUUCUUAUAUGAAAGCCCAGAGAGAAAAAGCAUUAAUAUCAGUAAGUAAGACAUCAUUUUUGCCAUUGGAAAUCCCUUCUUUGCUUAAAAGUCUCUUCGACAAAUUCAAUGGUUUGAUUCAAUGCUUUCCUUGAAGACAGAAGGAAUGUUUUGGUUUCUGGGCAAAACAUGCUCCAGUUCUUAAGAAACUUAUAUAAAAUAUGUUUAAAACUGUAAGAAGCAAAACCAUGCCUAUUAUUUCUUGGAAUGCAUCGAAAGUUACUGUUGCCUUAAUAAGAAAACAUAAGUGUCAUCCAGAGGGAAUCAUCGACGGCGCUUUCAUUGUUUAUUCUUUCAAAUGAAUUUACUUGAUGGUUAAUUCAAUCCAUCUACGAUAUCCAACGGAAGAAGAAAGCAGUACUAUAUGGAAAAAAAUAGUGACAAAGCACGAAAUCAAUUCAUUACAACUCAUGGAUUUCUCUAACUGUUAUCUGAAAUUAUAAAAAUAAAAGUAGUUAGCUCCUGCUUUCAUAACAAAAGUUUAGGGUAUUCCUGUUAGUAUGCUCUGUUCGAAGGCCAGUAAAGCCAGCAAGGAACAUUUUGAAUAAAUAGUUUAAAAAGUGA